AUGAAGAAAACAGUGGACGGCAGAUACGAAGUGCGUAUUCCCAUGAAACCAAACUUUCAAGAAAAGUUAGGCGACUCUAAAACAAAAGCGAUAGCUCAAUUCAAGCACAUGGAAAAGAAGUUCCAGAAGCAAAACAAACUAGCUGAAGCAUACAAAGCCUUCAUGAAAAAAUACAGCGACUUAGGACAUAUGAAACCUGCCGUAAGCAACAACAAGGUGGAGUGCUACUAUCCUCAUCACAUUGUGGAACGCGCAGAAUCACUUUCUACCAAGUAUAGAGUCGUGUAUAAUGCUUCCAACAAAACAUCAACAGGAUACUCACUAAACGACUUAAUGUACAGGGGCCCAAAUUUACAAAAAGAUUUACAAACACUAUUACUAAAAUGGAGGCAGUACGAGUUUGUGUUCUGCGCCGACCUAGAAAAAAUGUUCCGUCAGAUCCUAGUGCAUGAAGACGACCAACCGCUUCAAAAAAUCAUCUGGAGAGACGAGCACGGGACAUUACAAUCAUUUCAGCGUACAACAGUUACAUACGGGACAAAAAGUGCAAGCUUUUUAGCCAUGAUGACGCUAAAGAAGCUAGAACGUGACGAACGGGAAAACUACCCAGAAGCGUCGAAAGUUUUGGAAGAAUCAUUCUACUUGGAUGAGUGA
Cydia splendana is the source of this 654-nucleotide messenger RNA. RefSeq lists its product as uncharacterized. NCBI's taxonomy places the organism in Eukaryota, Metazoa, Arthropoda, Insecta, Lepidoptera, Tortricidae. The coding region runs from base 1 to 654 and encodes 217 amino acids. The record is from RefSeq and is a predicted model, not a curated record. The transcript has a single exon.